CUGGGAGAUAGAUAGCUAGCUGGCGUACGGUAGCGGUAGCUAUCAGUAGCUGCUAGCUCAUUAGUUAAAUAAAAGAAGAAAGGGGCACUGAAGUGGAAAAGGUGGAUUUGGACAACUAUUUCAAAGGAGUUUACCAGUAAACCACGUGUGAAACGGUAUACAGUAGUCAGCGACAGUCUGUAUUUUGGACUUCACCAUGGCUGGACGCAGUGAAAAUGAAAGUGUCAGCAAUAGCAGUGGAGAAUCAAGCAAUUCAGAUGAUGAAUCCGGUUCUGGAUCGGGCUCCGCAUCAGGGUCAGGCUCAGGCUCCAGUUCUAGUUCCUCCAGCAGCAGCAGCCAAUCAGGGAGCAGUGACUCAGGAAGUGGUUCAGACUCCGGCAGCCAGUCAGACUCUGAUGCCGAAAAAUCCAAGGAGAAGAUUGAAGCACCAAAUAAAUCACACAUCGAUGGAGCUGAGUUCUGGAGGUCCAACCCAAGUAUUCUGGCAGUGCAGAGGUCUGCAAUGCUCCGGAAACAACAGCUUCAGCAGCAGCAGCAGCAGCAACAGCAACAGCAGCAAAGACAGAGCUCUUCAAACAGUGGAUCUGAUGAGGACUCAUCUAGUGAUGAAUCAGACUCAUCUAGUGGAUCCAAAAGGAGAAAAAAUUCAGGUUCCUCUGAUUCUGGAUCGGGUUCUGGGUCUGGAAGUGGUUCUGGAUCAGACUCAUCAGCCGAGGAAAACAGCGAUGAAACGGCAUCAGACUAUGAGCCCAGUCACAAAAUCAAAAGCAGAAAACCUCCAACCAAGAUGAAUUAUAGAAAUGGUAAGAAAAGCAGCACCCAGAAGAAGAAAAACAAGAAGGGCUCGUCUUCUGAAGAUGAGGAUGAAAACUACAAGAAGGUGGCAUCUGCGGGGCCACGGCGGCAGGCCACGGUCAAUGUCAGCUACAAGGAAGAUGAGGAGCUGAAGACAGACUCGGAUGAUGUUGUGGAAGUUCUGGGUGAAGAUGUCCCACAGCCUGAGGAAGAUGAGUUUGAAACACUUGAAAGAGUGAUGGACAGCAGGAUAGGAAGGAAAAGAGCAACAGGAAGUGUGACCACUGUAUAUGCUGUAGAAGCAGACGGGGAUCCCAAUUUGACCUUUGACCCAAACAAAGAGGCUGGUGAGGUCCAGUAUUAUAUAAAGUGGAAGAACUGGGCCCACAUCCACAACACGUGGGAGACAGAGGACACGCUGAAGUUGCAGAAUGUCAAGGGCAUGAAGAAACUGGACAAUUUCAAGAAGAAAGACCAGGAGAAGAAGAAAUGGUUAAAGGCAGCUUCACCAGAGGACAUAGAAUAUUUCAAUUGUCAGGAGGAGUUGAUGGAUGACCUUCAUUCCCAGUACAGAUUAGUGGAGCGAAUCAUAGGCCAUUCAAACCAGAAGUCAGCGGCUGGUUAUCCAGACUACCUGUGCAAGUGGCAGGGUUUAUCAUACUCGGAGGUUAGCUGGGAAGAUGGUGGUUUGAUUGGCAAAAAGUUCCAGAAAUGCAUCGACGAUUACAUGAACCGAAACCAGUCAAAGACCAUUCCUUCUAGAGAUUGCAAGGUGCUCAAACAGAGACCCAGGUUUGUACCCAUGAAGAAACAGCCAUCGUACAUUGGAGGUGAGGGACUGGAGCUGCGAGACUACCAACUGGACAGUUUAAACUGGAUGGCCCACUCCUGGUGCAAAGGACACAGUUGUAUCCUUGCUGAUGAAAUGGGUUUAGGAAAGACUAUCCAGACCAUCUCCUUCCUCAACUACCUGUUCAACGAGCAUCAGCUGUAUGGGCCCUUCUUGCUGGUUGUGCCUCUUUCUACACUGACCUCUUGGCAGAGAGAAAUCCAACUCUGGGCCCCUCAAAUGAAUGUUGUGGUGUACCUGGGAGACAUCAGCAGCAGGAACAUGAUCAGGACUCAUGAGUGGAUGCAUGUUCACAGCAAGAGACUGAAAUUUAACAUCAUCCUCACAACGUAUGAGAUUCUUCUAAAAGAUAAGUCAUUUUUGGGCAGUGUUAACUGGGCCUUCAUUGGUGUGGAUGAGGCACACCGACUGAAGAACGAUGAUUCCCUCCUCUACAAAACCAUGAUGGACUUCAAGUCCAAUCACAGGCUUCUGAUCACAGGAACACCACUGCAGAACUCGCUGAAAGAACUCUGGUCCCUGCUGCACUUCAUCAUGCCCGAGAAGUUUCACUCUUGGGAGCUGUUUGAGGAGGACCAUGGUAAAGGUAGAGAUUCGGGCUACACCAGUCUGCACAAAGAACUGGAACCUUUUCUUCUGCGCAGAGUCAAGAAGGAUGUAGAGAAAUCACUUCCUGCCAAAGUGGAGCAGAUUCUCAGAGUGGAGAUGAGUGCUAUCCAGAAACAGUAUUACAAAUGGAUCCUGACCAGGAACUACAAGGCUUUGAGUAAAGGUACCAAAGGCAGUACUUCAGGUUUCCUGAACAUCAUGAUGGAGCUGAAGAAGUGCUGUAACCACUGUUACCUUAUCAAGCCUCCAGAGGACAAUGAGUUCUUCAACAGAAUGGAAGCCUUACAGCACCUAAUCCGCAGCAGUGGGAAGUUGGUUCUGUUGGACAAACUUCUGCUGCGUUUGAAGGAGCGAGGCCACAGAGUUCUCAUUUUCUCCCAGAUGGUACGGAUGCUGGAUAUCCUGGCUGAUUAUCUGAGGAGCAGACAAUUCCUUUUUCAGAGAUUAGACGGUUCAAUCAAGGGAGAGAUGAGGAAGCAGGCGUUGGACCACUUUAAUGCGGAGGGCUCAGAGGAUUUCUGCUUCUUGCUUUCGACACGUGCGGGUGGUCUGGGUAUCAAUCUGGCAUCGGCUGACACUGUAGUCAUCUUUGACUCUGACUGGAAUCCUCAGAAUGAUCUGCAGGCCCAGGCCAGAGCCCACAGAAUUGGACAGAAGAGACAGGUGAAUAUCUACCGUCUUGUGACAAAGGGAUCAGUCGAAGAGGACAUUAUUGAGAGGGCGAAGAAGAAAAUGGUGCUGGACCACCUGGUCAUUCAGAGGAUGGACACCACUGGGAAAACUGUCCUUCAUACUGGUGCUGCUCCCUCCAGUUCAGCACCUUUCAAUAAGGAGGAGCUUACUGCCAUCCUGAAGUUUGGUGCUGAGGAGCUUUUCAAAGAGCCAGAGGGAGAAGAGCAGGAGCCUCAGGAAAUGGACAUUGACGAGAUCCUGAAAAGAGCGGAGACCAGAGAGAAUGACCCUGGACCCUCCACGGUUGGAGAAGAGCUUCUGUCUCAGUUCAAGGUAGCCAACUUCUCUGUAAUGGAGGAUGAGGAAAUAGACAUGGAUUCUGAGCGCAGUCAUCAUAGUUGGGAGGCUAUUAUUCCUGAGGAGCAGAGGAGGAGGUUGGAGGAAGAGGAGAGACAGAAGGAGCUUGAAGAAAUCUACUUGCUACCACGUAUGAGGAAUUGUGCCAAACAGAUAAGCUUUAAUUCUGGGGGCCGACAAAGCAGAAACAGGAGAUACUCUGGUUCUGACAGUGAUUCACCCUCAGACCGAAAGAGGCCAAAGAAACGAGGGCGGCCCAGGACCAUACCACGAGAGAAUAUCAAGGGUUUCAGCGAUGCCGAGAUCCGGAGGUUUGUGAAGAGUUACAAAAAGUUUGGUGGACCACUGGAAAGGUUGGAUGCAAUUGCUCGUGAUGCUGAACUUGUAGAUAAGUCUGAACAUGACCUGAAACGCUUGGCAGAAACUGUUCAUAAUGGCUGCGUGAGAACACUACGAGAAAACCCCUGUGGACCAGACAAAACCUCAGGAGGCAGGCGAGGGAAGGUAAAAGGCCCGACAUUUAGGAUCUCUGGAGUCCAGGUGAACGCCAAACUUGUUAUCUCUCAUGAGGAAGAGCUGGCUCCACUCCACAAGGCCAUUCCUGCUGACCCCGAGGAGAGAAAAAAGUACAUGAUUCCAUGCCAUUCAAAGGCAGCACACUUUGACAUUGAUUGGGGGAAGGAAGAUGACUCUAGCCUCCUCAUAGGAAUCUAUGAGUACGGUUAUGGCAGCUGGGAAAUGAUCAAGAUGGACCCGGACCUCAAUCUCACACACAAGCUCCUACCAGAUGACCCUGACAAGAAGCCACAGGCCAAACAGCUACAGACGAGAGCAGACUACCUCAUCAAGUUACUGAGCAAGGACCUGGCCAAAAAAGAAGCACAGAAACAAGCAGGGACAGCUAAUUCACGGAAGAGGAAACCAAGAAGUAAGAAAAGCAAAACUCUGAAGCCAACAAAGACGGACGAAGUAAUAAAGAGUCCUUCCUCAGAUCCCCCAUCGGACAAGGGCUCAGAUGAUGAUGAGGAUGACGAUGAUGAUGACAUCAAGGUGGAAAAGGAGACGCCGCCGGUGAAGCCUCCGAGCAGACCGAGCCGAGCAGACAGGGUGGUGGUGAAGGAAGAGGACGAUGAUGACGAGGACGAGGAGGAGGAAGAGGAGCCUGAGCAGGAGGAGGUUUCUUCAUCGGGGGAGAGGGAGAUCAAAGAGAAAGAAAUCAAAAAAGAAGGCAAAAAGGAAAAGAAGGAGGAAAGUUGGGACAUUAAAGAGACAAAGGAACCAAAAGAGAAAAAAGAAGCAAAGCCUGUGGAGGCCGUGAACAAACAAGAGGAGAAUGCUGACAAGAAUGAGGUAAAAACUGAGGCACGAGAAUGGACAAAGAAAGCCUCUGAUGUUCCAGUGCACAUAACAGCAAGUGGAGAGAAUGUGCCCAUAUCUGAGGAGUCGGAGGAGCUGGACCAGAGGACCUUCAGUGUGUGUAAAGAGAGGAUGCGGCCGGUGAAAGCAGCCCUGAAGCAGCUGGACAGGCCGGAGAAAGGGCUGUCGGAGCGCGAGCAACUGGAACACACGAGACAGUGCCUCAUCAAGAUCGGGGACCACAUCACCGAGUGUCUGAAGGAAUAUUCCAAUCCUGAGCAGAUCAAACAAUGGAGAAAAAACCUGUGGAUAUUUGUUUCCAAAUUCACCGAGUUUGACGCCAGGAAACUACAUAAACUUUAUAAGCAUGCAAUCAAAAAAAGACAAGAGAAUGCCCAGGCGAUGGAACAGAACACUAGAAGUCUAAGUACCCACGGCUAUAAACAUGCAGACGCUGAGCGGCUGAAGGACAACUCGCAUCAGGACGAGAGCAGCAGGGACAGCUACAGCUCGGAACGGCACCAGUCUACGGGUCGAUACCAUGAGAACAGCGGCGGCAAGGAGAGACACAUCACCGAUUCCCACAGGAAGACUGCAGGAGGAGAGUCCCGGAAAAGACCAUAUCCCUCCUUCAGCAAUGGCAAAGACCACCGAGACAGAGACCACUACAGACCAGACAGCAGGGACAGGGACAGAGAUCGAGAUCGAGACAGAGAUAGAGACAGACAAGACAGAUACUACAAUGACAGCAAGCACAGGAAGCUGGAGGAUUUCCGCUCCAGCAGAGACCACCGGCUGGACGUGAAGGAAUAUUCCCACUCAGACCAGCGCUCUACUUACCGCUACCACUCAGACUGGCAAAACGAGCAGCGAGCCUCGGCCAGCGGACCCCGCUCUCCCCGAGACCAGCGCUCGCCGUACGACGCCCGCUCGCCCAUGGGCCACCGCUCGCCCUUCGACUACUCGUCGGACCACAAGAGCACACCCGAGCAGAUCUGGAGCAGCCGCAAGACAUAACAGGAGCUUGCCUGGUCUGCUAGUAGCAGCCAUAGACUCAGCACAUGCCUUACAGGGACUUGUUGAGUUUGAAGCACUGUGUACCAGUCAGUUCAGCAUGACUGUCAUCUCCACACUUCAGCUCAGCUCACACACCUGAGAGAUGGAAGACAGGUAGCAGAUCACAAAAACAAACAAGAAAGAAAGAAAAAAGAAAAAAAAAAAGAAGAAUCAAAGCAUAUUUUUCUAUGUGAGAGUUUAAUGCUGCAUCAUUGUGUAGGUUCCACAGAAAUGCAGCACUUUUUUGUUAUUUUUAUAACGUUUUUUUAAACUUCAGAAAAUGGACACAGUUGACCCUUAGUGCUGCCUCAUACUCCCACCAACCCAUGACACUGGAUCCUGUAAUGGACUGUUCUCUAUGUUCGUGUGUCUGUCUCUCCGUCAUGCUCCGUGUGAUUAUUACCCAGCUUAUUUAAGAAGUCAGUCGUCACAUGAAUCACCACACAUUGAUAUAAAGGUUGAAUCCAGUCUGGGCUCAGGCUCGUCACCUGAAGUACCUCAUUUACAGCGUUUCUUAUUUUCUUCUCUAGGUUUUUUCCAUUUAUUUCCACCAGGUGUGAAUUAUUUAAUAACAUAGCUGUAAAAAAUUUGAUCUCUUUUUUUUUUAUUAUUUUUUUAUUUUAGAGCAAUUUGUAUAAUGUUUUUUUCUCUCUCAGUAAUUCUGUUGUACAUUUUUGUAAAAUAGUAAAUUGUUGGUCUUUCUCCUCAGGCUUUUUGGAUUAUGAUUGACUCUACUUUUCCCCAUCAACUCAGGCUUUUUUGUCUUUUGACUCUUGACUUUAUGUACAAUAGUUCUUUCCUGGUGAUCUUUCAGAAUGUAACUUUUGGUAAAGGGAAAGUUCUUAAAGGAUACUCAGUUUUAUUCACUAGUGCUUAGUUCUUUUGUCUCAGUGAGAUGAGCGCGUCAGAAGGAGGUUGUCUUUUGUAAUCACAUUCUGAAGGAAGACGGUUGUUUUUCCCCAUAGAAGCUCCUGUUAGAUCUUAAAUAAUCUUUUUACAUGAUUUCUGUUUCCCUCUCAUUCUGUUUCCUGUGUAGGCAAUAAUAAUGUUUCUAUGCAGCCAAGUAUAUUUGUGGUGAACCACCCAACUGAAUGAAGUCACUGUUACAGUUCACACUGUUGUACAUAAAUUUCCUUUAUUUCAAAAUGACUUUACACUGAAAGUGCAUGGAUUUUUAUGAACUGUUUUAUAUAGUUGUUUAUGAAGCCAUUAAAAUCAAUCGGUGUACUCACUUGUACCAACUCUUCAA
Messenger RNA from Solea solea (common sole), 6944 nucleotides. RefSeq names its product chromodomain helicase DNA binding protein 1 (gene chd1). NCBI's taxonomy places the organism in Eukaryota, Metazoa, Chordata, Actinopteri, Pleuronectiformes, Soleidae. The coding region runs from base 197 to 5656 and encodes 1819 amino acids. Gene Ontology annotation, cellular component: nucleus; chromatin. The record is from RefSeq and is a predicted model, not a curated record. Gene Ontology annotation, molecular function: ATP binding; ATP-dependent chromatin remodeler activity; ATP hydrolysis activity. The transcript is spliced from 36 exons. Gene Ontology annotation, biological process: nucleosome organization; regulation of transcription by RNA polymerase II.